Messenger RNA from Corticium candelabrum, 1320 nucleotides. RefSeq names its product sterol-4-alpha-carboxylate 3-dehydrogenase, decarboxylating-like. The transcript is spliced from 8 exons. Gene Ontology annotation, molecular function: 3-beta-hydroxy-Delta5-steroid dehydrogenase (NAD+) activity. Gene Ontology annotation, biological process: steroid biosynthetic process. Bases 191 to 1249 code for a protein of 352 amino acids. Lineage: Eukaryota; Metazoa; Porifera; Homoscleromorpha; Homosclerophorida; Plakinidae. The record is from RefSeq and is a predicted model, not a curated record.
CUCACACGCACGUGAUCUAAUGACGUCAGCUCGUGUUGGAGAGUGCAAGCCGUAUCAAUUCGACUUUGCUGCGCAUUUUAGUAGUAGAGUACACGUACAUACAUGCUGCAAGCCCUUGGCUACCAUGUAUCUAAUUGCAAUUUGCAAUUCUAGUGCGCAUGCGUCGAUCACUACUGCAGACGUCAAGUAAAUGAUGGAUACGAGAUCGAGAAAGUCGAAGAGCUGCACGGUUGUCGGAGGGUGCGGCUUUCUGGGACGCUACCUGGUGGAGGGUCUGUUGGACAAAGGAUACAGGGUCAACAUCUUUGACAUACGCAAAACGUUCAGCGAUGAUCGGGUCUCAUUCUUCGUAGGUGACUUAUGUACAAAAGAGGAUCUAUUACCAGCGAUUACUGAUGUUGGUGUGGUUUUUCAUUGUGCAUCUCCUCCACCUGCCAGCAAUGACCGGGCACUCUUUCAUCGUGUCAACUACUCCGGUACCAAGAAUCUGAUUGCAUGCUGUAGAGAAGCAGGAGUGCCUAAGCUAGUGCUGACAAGUAGUGCAAGUGUCGUCUACGAGGGGACAGACAUUGAGAAUGGUACAGAAACAGUCCCUUAUGCAAGAAAACCGAUUGACUAUUACACAGAGACAAAAAUUUUACAAGAGAAGGAGGUGCUAGCUGUUAAUGGGAUGUCUAUAACAAGUGACAGUGCACAGCAGCUGUUGACUGUUGCCAUACGGCCUCAUGGCAUCUUUGGUCCUCGGGAUCCACAAUUAGUUAAGAAAAUGGCUGAAAUGGCUCGCGAUGGGAAGAUGAAAUUUAUCAUUGGAAAUGGGAAGAACCUUGUGGAUUUCACAUAUGUUGAAAAUGUUGUUCAUGGCCACAUCCUGGCUGCUGAGGCUUUACGUGUGGGAGGUCCUGUCUGCGGUCAGGCUUUCAACAUCACCAACGAUGAGCCUAUGCCGUUCUGGACUUUUGUAUCUCAAGUUUGCACUGGACUUGGCUAUCCAGCUCCACGUUAUCAUCUUCCAUAUCUAUUAGUCUAUUUCAUUGCUCUCGUACUUCACUUCAUCUCACUGCUCAUUAGACCGGUCAAGAAUAUUGAAUUUUCCUUGUCACCAAUGAAAGUAGCAUUAGCUGGAACGCAUCACUACUACAGUUGUCAGAAAGCCAAAGAUGAACUCAGCUACAGACCGUUAGUUCCAAUGGACAAUGCCUUGGAGAAGACACUAGAAUCAUUUAGUGAAAUGAGAGCAGAAACAAAGUGAUAGUACAUAUAAUUUCUGCAUUAGCUAUUGCAGUACUUUGAUCAAUGAGUGAAAAGAAUUGUGUAAACAUA